Molecule: messenger RNA, 1781 nt
Organism: Hevea brasiliensis (rubber tree)
Lineage: Eukaryota; Viridiplantae; Streptophyta; Magnoliopsida; Malpighiales; Euphorbiaceae
Product: synaptotagmin-2-like
Exons: 8
Coding region: 93-1460 (455 amino acids)
Cellular component (GO): endoplasmic reticulum
Molecular function (GO): lipid binding
Source: RefSeq, a predicted model, not a curated record
UUGGUUGGGGGGUUGGUUGUUAAUUGUGCAAAAAGGACUGAGUUGGUGUGUUUACAGGGUGAUUUUAGUGGGGUUGCUGAAGGAGGUUGCAGAUGGGUAUUUUGAGUUGUAUAUUGGGCUUUUGUGGGUUUGGAGUAGGAACUUCAGUUGGGAUUGUGAUCGGGUACUACGUGUUCAUCUACUUUGAGCCAGCUGAUGUCAAGGAUACUGUAAUUUGUCCUUUGGUUGAACAAGACUCGAAAACAUUGCAACGAUUGCUUCCAGAAAUACCCCUUUGGGUGAAAAAUCCGGAUUAUGAUCGUGUUGACUGGCUUAACAAAUUUAUUGAAACCAUGUGGCCUUGCUUGGAUACGGCAAUUUGCAAGACAGCAAGGACUAUAGCAAAACCCAUUAUUGGUGAGCAGAUUCCAAAAUAUAAAAUUGACUCAGUUGAAUUUGAAGAACUUACCUUGGGUUCCAUGCCGCCAACUUUUCAAGAAAUGAAAGUAUAUAUCACUGAUGAGAAGGAGCUGAUCAUCGAACCAUCAAUGAAGUGGGCUGGAAAUCCAAAUGUCAUUAUUGCUGCUAAAGCAUUUGGUUUGAGAGCCACAGUUCAGCCCCGUGUGGAAUUUGGAUUGAAAUUGCUUGGAGCAGAUGCCAUGUCUAUUCCUGGUCUAUACAGAUUUGUCCAGGAGCUUAUUAAAGAUCAAGUUGCAAAUAUGUAUUUAUGGCCAAAAGCCCUACAAGUACCAGUCCUGGAUCCUGCAAAGUGUGUUUUCUCUCCCUUGCUUCAGGUUAUGACACCAAUCCUUUCACUGGAACUGACUAAUUGUUCCAAACUUGACGGAGCUACAAAGCGACCUGUUGGGAUUCUUACUGUGAAGGUUUUGAGCGCAAUGAAGCUUAAAAAAAAAGAUCUUCUUGGGGCAUCAGACCCUUAUGUGAAAUUAAAACUCACCGAAGAGAAGCUCCCUUCAAAGAAAACAACUGUGAAGCACAAAAACUUGAACCCUGAAUGGAACGAGGAAUUUAACAUUGUUGUCACAGACCCAGAAUCUCAAGCCUUAGAGAUUAUUGUUUAUGACUGGGAACAGGUUGGCAAACAUGACAAGAUGGGUAUGAAUGUUGUUCCAUUAAAAGAGCUAACACUUGAUGAGCCAAAAGUUAUGACACUUAAUCUGCUAAAAAAUAUGGACCCAAAUGAUGCUGAAAAUGAGAAAUCACGCGGGCAACUUGUUGUGGAACUGGAAUACAAACCUUUCAAGGAAGACAAUACACCUAAUGGUGUUGCAGAUCCAAAUGCAGUAGAAAGGCUCCUGAAGGAACACCUGCUGGUGGUGGUUUAUUUGUGGUUAUUGUGCACGAAGCUCAAGAUGUUGAAGGAAAACACCAUUCAAAUACUUAUGUUCGAUUACUUUUCAGGGGGGAGGAGAGAAGAACGAAGGUAUGCAAUGACCCAUGUAAGAAUGACGUUUACAUGACCAUGUUGCAGUAAAGAUGCAACUUUUCACAUUUUGAUGGAGCAGACUCAGGUUCUAUUAGAUUUUAGUUAACAAGUUGCUGCAACCUCCAAUUGUGAUACUAAUAUAUGAUUUCACCUUGUAAAAAAUUGCAUAGAGACCAUGAAAGAGCAUCGAUUAUCAUCCAAUUAAUGAUUAUUUUUAGCAUUUGAUACAGCUUGUGAAGAAAAACAGAGAUCCAAGAUGGGAAGAGGAAUUUCAGUUCAUGCUUGAGGAACCACCCACAAAUGAUAGGCUUCAUGUGGAAGUUGUUAGUGCCUCCUCAAGGAUGGGUCUCCUCCA